Molecule: messenger RNA, 1040 nt
Organism: Phalaenopsis equestris
Lineage: Eukaryota; Viridiplantae; Streptophyta; Magnoliopsida; Asparagales; Orchidaceae
Product: 40S ribosomal protein S6
Exons: 6
Coding region: 94-849 (251 amino acids)
Biological process (GO): translation
Cellular component (GO): ribosome
Molecular function (GO): structural constituent of ribosome
Source: RefSeq, a predicted model, not a curated record
ACAGGUUUUCCAAUUUCUCCGAACCCUAACCGGUGCAACUUCGUUCCCUCUCCUUCUGCUCUCUGCGUCGACGCCUUGCAUUAUUCAGCCGAGAUGAAGUUCAACAUUGCGAAUCCUACCACUGGGUGCCAGAAAAAGCUCGAGAUUGAUGACGAUCAGAAACUUCGAGCUUUUUAUGAUAAAAGGAUAUCACAGGAAGUCAGCGGAGAUGCUCUUGGAGAGGAAUUCAAGGGCUAUGUUUUUAAGAUUAUGGGAGGAUGCGACAAGCAGGGCUUCCCCAUGAAGCAGGGAGUUCUGACUCCUGGACGCGUUCGCUUGCUACUAAGCAGAGGAACCCCUUGUUUCCGUGGAUAUGGCAGGCGCAAUGGAGAGCGAAGGAGGAAAUCUGUUCGCGGCUGUAUUGUGAGCCCUGAUCUCUCUGUUCUUAACCUGGUUAUUGUGAAGAAAGGUGAAAAUGAUCUUCCUGGGCUUACUGACGUCGAGAAACCUAGGAUGAGAGGACCGAAGAGGGCCUCCAAGAUUCGCAAGCUUUUCAAUCUGUCCAAGGAUGACGAUGUCCGCAAGUACGUCAAUACGUACCGACGGACUUUUACCAGAAAGUCAGGAAAGAAGAGCAGCAAAGCACCAAAGAUCCAAAGGCUUGUGACUCCCCUCACGCUGCAGAGGAAGCGUGCUAGGAUUGCUGAGAAGAAGAACAGAAUCGUUAAGGCCAAGUCUGAGGCUGCGGAGUACCAGAAGCUUCUUGCUAGUCGACUCAAGGAGCAGAGAGAACGCAGGAGCGAGAGUUUAGCAAAGCGAAGAUCCAAGCUUUCUGCUGCGUCCAAGCCUUCUGUUGCUGUCCAAGCCUGAUUUUGGUCGAUUAAACUGUCUUGUUUUUUAUUUAUUGAGUACUUAUGUAAUGUUUUUGAUUCGUUUUCUUUUCUGCGUGAUUUCUGAUUUUUUUUUUUGUGGUUUUUGAAUGAUUUUAUUCUGUUAGGAACAUGAUGAUAAGUCAUAUGUAUGGUAUUUUGUUUCAAUAUUUAUUUGGUUUUGGAUGAUUA